Micropterus salmoides (largemouth bass) is the source of this 295-nucleotide messenger RNA. RefSeq names its product alpha-1,6-mannosylglycoprotein 6-beta-N-acetylglucosaminyltransferase A-like. Gene Ontology annotation, cellular component: Golgi apparatus. The record is from RefSeq and is a predicted model, not a curated record. Gene Ontology annotation, biological process: protein N-linked glycosylation. NCBI's taxonomy places the organism in Eukaryota, Metazoa, Chordata, Actinopteri, Centrarchiformes, Centrarchidae. Gene Ontology annotation, molecular function: alpha-1,6-mannosylglycoprotein 6-beta-N-acetylglucosaminyltransferase activity.
UUGUUUGUGGGUCUGUCCUUCCCCUACGAGGGACCUGCCCCCCUGGAGGCCAUUGCCAACGGCUGUGCGUUCCUCAACCCCAAAUUCAACCCUCCAAAGAGCAGCAAAACACAGACUUCUUCAAGGGCAAACCCACUCUGAGAGAGCUGACCUCUCAACAUCCGUAUGCUGAGGUGUACAUCGGUCAACCCCACGUGUGGACGGUGGAUAUCGAGAACUCUGCCGAGGUGGAGCGGGCCAUCCGCUCGAUCCUCAGCCAGAAGAUUGAGCCCUACCUGCCCUAUGAGUUCACCUG